AUGCCUGCUUCUGCUUCCACAAAUCUUGAUUCCUGUCCUCCUAGAAGAUCUCCAAGGCUCAAGAAGAUUCACAUAAUAUAUGAUGAAGAUUCUGAUAGGGAUUCUUCUACUUUUAAGCGGGUCAAAACUGAAGUCACUGAUUCUGAAGAAAUUGCCUCUCCUUCAACCUCAGAACUAAGUGUUGAUUCUGUCAGCAACAAGGAUGGCGAACAAGAUUGUCACGAUGUAUCUCUCAAGGAUCUCAGAGCUCAGUGUAAAGCUAAGAAUCAGAAGAUUUCAAAAGUCAAGUUGGAAGGAAGUGGCAUUAAGAAUGAGGCUAAAAUAAAAGAGGAAGUUGAUCUUGAUAAGCCUCUUAUUGCGUUGAAACAGAAGAGGCCAAAAACAUCUCCUGCUAAAGCAAACAGAAAGAUGGAAGCACUAGCAUCUUCUCCAUGUGCCGCAGAAGUGGAAGAUACAACAUCAAAGGGAGACAAUACUCUUAGUCCUGCACAGAGCUCCCCAUUCAAAGCUACAAUGCAUGACACAACAUCAGAGAAGUUUGGAAGGAGAGCUAAAGAUCUGGAUCAGUCUAAAAUUGCUAUUAACUGUACUGAAGAAAUAGAUGGGGAGCAAAUUUGUUGCACUGAAGUGAAAAACACAGAUGGAGCUCUACUGGGCUGUGGAAAACCUGAUGUUCUAUGUGAAAUAAAAAUAGAAGAUAUGGAUUACUCUGAGGGAUUUGGAUCUCCUAGCUGUUCCAUGAAGAACUUUGAGCAUUUAUCUUUUGAGCUGCAACAGGAGCUAAUGGAGGGUGAUGAACAUAUACCACAGUCUUGUUUCAUGAACCAACCAAAUCAAUUAGCCGAUGUUUCUGAUCAUUCCAAUGAACAAACCUGCAGUGUCAAAGAAAACAGUUUUGAUGAUAUUACAGCUGAAAAGGCAGCUGAGAUUGUUUCUCCGUUGGGUAUCAUAGAUGAAGUGAGUAAUCAUCAGAAAACGUCUGAGAAUAUAUCUAAUUCAGAUGUGGAUAAAUCUUCUAUUGGGAAUGGAUUCUUGGCUUGUUCUUUCAGUCAGUCUUGCCAUGAUUGUACCGAUAAUGAUGAGUCCUGGAAUACUGGAGUUGCUCAUGGGAAUGAACCUGAAAGUGUAAAGAUUUUGGAAGAGCUGUCUCCUAUUGAUGAGUCUAGCACAGAUAUGGUGUCUCCACCUAAGAACGUUCAAUCAGAUUUAUGUGGAAGGACAGAAAUGAGUUGCACUUCACUUGAGGAGGUCGUGCAGGUGCAGGGUGAGUUCCAAUUGGAUUCAAUAGUCUGCUGCGGUGUAAGACCAAAGCAUAUGUUACUAGAUAUGGAAAUUGGACAUACAUCCAGUGAUUAUACAUUUUCCUUUGACAAGACUCUUGACUUGGCUCAGCCUGUCAAUUUCGUUGCACAAGAUGGAAGGCUAGAAAGUAUAGUAUAUGAUGUUCUGAACAAUCAUGCACAGAGGAUGACAUCUGAAAAUAGAUCUUCUGUUGGACUUCCAGAUACUGCUGUGAUUCAGAGCACAGUUGUAGACUUCAAUGGUAACUGUCCUGAAGAUAAAAUGGCUUCAGAUAAUAAAAUCUCACUUCCAGUUAAUGUGGAGUGGCCAUUGAAGGAUAAGUUAAAUUCUACAGAUUAUGGCAUUCGUACAUCUGUUAAUAAUGAAGGACCAGAAGAAGAAUUAGUACUUCAACAUCAGUUAUUCCAGUCUUGUACUGAUAUGUUAAAUCCUACCGGUGUCAUGCCAGGGAUCUCUAAUGCUGAAGAAUCACAGAAAUUAUCUGCUGGAGCCCCAAAUUCCUCUGCUGCCUCUCUGGAAACUGAUGGGCAAAUUAAGAAGUCAGAACUUUUAAUUGAUGAAGAAUCGAUUGAAGAACAUGCUCCAAAGAAAUUAUUGUCCAAGAGAAAGAUAAUGUCACCAACGUCUCAAGAGAAGCUUUGCAAUGCUCUGACUGGUAUUGAUUUGUGUGAUGGAGUUAGACUGAAGAGGAAAAAUGUUCUUGAAGAUUGUGACAAAACUAGAAUAUCAUUACCUCAGCCAGCACACAAGCAAGACAGAUCAUUGUUUAGCACAGAUAGGAGACUUAGGGGCAGGACUUCCGUCUCUCCUACAAGCAAAGGAGUUCUCAAGUCAACAGGAUCCCCACCCCAUCAACAGACAACUUGUUCCUGCAUGAGAAGUUCGUCCAUGGUCUUGGACACUGAGAAAGCUGUUGAGUUUUCUCAAAGACAGAUGCAUGAUGUAGAAAACAUAGCUGCAAAACUUAUAAGGAGCUUGAAGCACAUGAAAAGUAUAGUGGAUGAAAGUUUGUCGUCAGAAGCAUAUUCUCUACUUCCUAAUUUUAACAUUGCUGAGAUCAGAGCAGCCUCUGAGGAUGCAUUAGAAGUGGAGAAGACUACGAGAAAAUGGUUGUCGAUAAUGAACAAAGAUUGCAAUCGCUUUUGUAAAAUACUGAGCCUAGCAAAGAAGAACGUUGUUUCACAUCCUGAAGCGCCACGGAAACAAAGAAAGAUAAGUUUUGCAGAUGAAACUGGAGGAAUGCUCUGCCAUGUUAAGGUUUUUAAGGAUGGACAAACCAAUCUUCUUUCUGAAUGCCAGAGUGAUUUAUAAACGUACUAAGAGUCUGUUGGCACCAAGAAAUUUGAUCGAGAAAAGCAAGCUUGCUGACAAUAGAAUCAAACAAGCCGCUUAGUUGAACCACAACAACUGGAGAAAGUUUCCAUUCACUGUAGAACACAAAUAUAGGAGCUAGUGCAUGUUGAAUGCAGUCUGUAAUUUGCUGUAAAGUGAUUGAUGGCAUUGUUGUGGCAACUCAGGCAUUGUAUUAUCCUUGUAUGUUUAGAUCAAGAGUCCAUGUAAAGCGGCGGUUAUCAGAAUUGUUUGUUGAGAAGACUACAACUAAUCUGUAAACAAGAAUUGACCCAUGUAAUGUGUAACACAAUUAUUGGUUUUUUGGUGUUCCAAGAUAA
This is a messenger RNA of Panicum hallii, 2972 nucleotides long. RefSeq lists its product as uncharacterized. Lineage: Eukaryota; Viridiplantae; Streptophyta; Magnoliopsida; Poales; Poaceae. The record is from RefSeq and is a predicted model, not a curated record. The transcript is spliced from 6 exons. Bases 1 to 2613 code for a protein of 870 amino acids.